This is a messenger RNA of Rhea pennata, 3812 nucleotides long. RefSeq names its product alpha glucosidase (gene GAA). The record is from RefSeq and is a predicted model, not a curated record. Gene Ontology annotation, cellular component: lysosomal membrane. Gene Ontology annotation, biological process: lysosome organization; glycogen catabolic process. The annotation marks the transcript as partial. Gene Ontology annotation, molecular function: alpha-1,4-glucosidase activity; carbohydrate binding. The transcript has 19 exons. Lineage: Eukaryota; Metazoa; Chordata; Aves; Rheiformes; Rheidae.
AGCCCCGGGGCCGCCCGCUGCGAGGUGCCCCCGGGCGACCGCUUCGACUGCGGCGCCGAGCGGCUGCUGGCGCGGGCGGACUGCGAGGCGCGGGGCUGCUGCUACGCGCCCGCCGGCCCCGGGCGCCCCGACGGCGGCGGCGGCGGCGGCGGGCCGCCCUGGUGCUUCUUCCCCCGCGGCUACCGCAGCUACCGCGCCGAGAACCUGACGGCCACCGCCGGCGGCUACACGGCCCUGCUCCGCCGCUGCGCCGCCAGCUUCCUCCCCGGGGACGUGGGCACCCUGCGGCUCGACGUGGCGCUGGAGACCCGCAGCCGGCUGCGCUUCACGCUCCGCGACCCGGCCAGCCAGCGCUACGAGGUGCCGCUGGACACGCCGCGGGCGAGCGCCCGGGCUGCCGCCACGCUCUACGGGCUGCAGUUCAGCGAGGAUCCCUUCGGCCUCGUCGUCUACAGGGAGUCCACGGGGAAGGUGCUGCUGAACACGACUGUGGCACCUCUGUUCUUCGCAGACCAGUUCCUGCAGAUUUCUACUUCCUUGCCAUCUCAUUUCAUCGCUGGGCUAGGGGAACAUCUGACAUCACUAAUCCUCAACACGUCAUGGACCAAAAUCACGCUGUGGAAUCGGGACAUGGCACCCACACCCCAGGUCAAUCUCUAUGGCUCCCACCCCUUCUACCUGGUGAUGGAGGACGGAGGUUUGGCCCAUGGAGUCUUCCUGCUGAACAGCAAUGCCAUGGACGUGGUUCUGCAGCCCAGUCCAGCCUUGACUUGGCGAACGACGGGUGGGAUUCUGGAUUUCUAUGUCUUCCUGGGCCCGGAUCCCAAGAGUGUCGUGCGGCAGUACCUGGAUGUUGUUGGGUACCCCUUCAUGCCCCCAUAUUGGGGCCUGGGAUUCCACCUCUGCCGCUGGGGCUACUCCUCCACUGCUAUUACCCGAGAGGUUGUGAUCAACAUGACAGCAGCCCGGUUCCCCUUGGAUGUGCAGUGGAAUGAUUUAGAUUACACGGAUGCCAAGAGAGAUUUCACAUUCAACAAGAAAACCUUCAAGGACUAUCCGGACAUGGUGCGGGACUUUCACCAGAGUGGCCUGAGGUACAUCAUGAUUGUGGAUCCAGGGAUCAGCAGCUCUGGGCCUCCUGGCACCUACAAACCCUAUGAUGAUGGACUGAAGCGAGGGGUAUUCAUCCUAAAUGCCACUGGACAGCCCCUGAUCGGGAAGGUGUGGCCAGGCCCAACAGCCUUCCCAGAUUUUACCAACCCAGAGACACAUGAGUGGUGGUAUGACAUGGUGAAGGAGUUCCAUGACCAAGUGCCCUUUGAUGGCAUGUGGAUUGACAUGAACGAGCCAUCGAACUUUGUGGAGGGCUCUCAGGACGGCUGCCCCAGCAACAACUUGGAGGACCCACCCUAUGUGCCAGGUGUGUUUGGGGGACGCCUUCAAGCAGGAACCCUUUGUGCCUCUAGCCAGCAGUACCUGUCCUCUCACUACAACCUCCACAGUCUGUAUGGGCUGACAGAAGCCAUUGCUUCCCAUGACGCACUGGUGAGGAUCCGGGGGAAGCGCCCCUUCGUGAUCUCACGAUCCACAUUUGCUGGUCACGGGCGCUAUGCUGGUCAUUGGACGGGGGAUGUCUGGAGCAACUGGGAACAGCUGUCCUACUCCAUACCAGAGGUGCUGCUCUUCAAUCUCUUUGGUGUGCCGCUGGUUGGGGCGGAUAUCUGCGGUUUUGCGAGUGACACAACUGAAGAGCUGUGUGUGCGCUGGACCCAGCUGGGUACCUUCUACCCCUUCAUGAGGAAUCAUAAUGAUCACGGCAACCGGCCUCAGGAGCCGUAUGCCUUCAGCCCAGCUGCUCAGAAUGCCAUGAGGAAGGCCCUCUACCUCCGCUACUCUCUGCUCCCAUACCUCUACACCCUGUUCCACAAAGCUCAUUCUGCUGGGGAGACAGUGGCGCGGCCGCUCUUCCUUGAGUUCCCAAAAGACCCUAACACCUGGACUGUAGACCGCCAGCUCAUGUGGGGUGCAGGGCUCCUCAUCACACCAGUGCUUGAGGCAGCAAAGACCAAAGUCAGUGGCUACUUCCCGGCAGGAACCUGGUACAGCUUAGCUGGGGACUCAACUAUCCACAGCAAAGGCCAGUGGAUCCUCUUACCAGCUCCUCUGGACACGAUUAAUGUGCAUGUCCGAGCAGGACACAUCCUGCCUCUGCAGGAGCCUGCGUUUAGAACUGUUGAGUCCCGGAAGAAGGGGAUGACAUUGAUUGUGGCACUGAUGACAGAUGGGUUUGCCAGGGGUGACCUGUUCUGGGAUGACGGGGAGAGCUUGCAGACCUUCGAGAACGGGGACUACACACAGAUCGUCUUCUUGGCGACGCACGGCAUCGUGCUCAGCGAGCUUUUGCAGGUAAACGACCAGGUAGAUGGGCUGCUACUGAAGGCUGUGACCGUGCUGGGCGUCACAAGUCCUCCUCAGCAAGUCCUGGCCAAUGGUGCCCUUGUGGAUGACUUCUCCUAUCACAGUGACACCCAGGUGCUGACUAUCCCUGUGUCACUGCCGAUGUGGGAGCAGUUUUCAAUCACUUGGUCUUGAGGCCUGCCUGCCUCCGUGUGUAGCACAUCUCCACUGUAUACUGCAGGGCAGAGCAUUAUGAUAUGGUUGCUCUCAUAGGCUGAAUUUGGCCUUUUCUUUUUAAAAGCAAAGCUGGAUUCCCUCUUGUCCUCAAAGCCUGGCUCUUGUCUUUGAAUCUGGCUUUGUUUCUUGCUAAAAUGAGUUAGAUUUGAAAUGCUUGGGCUCUUUACCAGAGGUGCUUCUGAGGGCUUGCAGAACCCCAGGGGAUGGGGAACCCUGAUUACAGGAAAAGAAACCCAAAUGCCUGCUGAGACAAGAAACCUGUUAAUGUGCCAAAGUUGUUAACCUGUCAAGGGACUACAGAGAAUCUCUUGAUUGUGUCUUUGGAAUGGAUACAGGCAAGAGGCUGAGCCCCUUUUGCAUGUUGGGCUUACAUGUUUAGCAUCUGAGCCAAGCUCAGAGCAUUUGCUGGGCGUGGGAGGUGAAAGCUGGGGAAAAGGGUUUGGGAGCUGUAGAGCCUUCAGCCACCAGUGUUGGUGAGGGUUCAUGCUCCAAUGACCGAGAUGUGCUGGGACUCUGCAGCGUUUCCCUUGCUGCUGAACCCUGGGUGAAGCCAGGACCUGCGUCUCCAGCAAGGGCUGAGAAGGGACCAUCUAUCUGCAUGUGGGUGUUUAGCGAGGUGGAAGUACUGUGAAUAAAGAGUAGGUCUGUCUGUCCUGUUGAGCUUCAUUUGCCUAUUCUAAAAUAGGUGCUACCCUCUGGGAGAAACUGUCAUGGUUUGCUCCCCACGUCUCGUUGAGAGCUCCAAGCUGACAGAGUGCCCAGCCAAGGCUGUGAAUAGCCUGCAGGAGGAGCUGACGCAGGAGAAAAGGCAAUGAGUGGUCCUGCUGCAUCACCGCAGCCAGCUCAAGGGAGGUGUGAUCCAGCUAGAGGCCCCAAACAGAAGCUUGACCGGCAUCCAGGCUAAAUAUGACCGCAUGAAGAGGGAGGUCAGCACCCACUUUCAUGAGGGGCUGAAGCUGAAGGACGCUGCUAGAGCUGCAGCCCCACUGGCUGCUCCUGGGGCCCUUCUGACAGCUCGGGGCCAGGCCAAAACAUCUGCUUGGAGCUGGCCCGGCUCUGGCUUCUUGCUCCGGAUAUCCCAGCCUGGCUCACAAUUCUCUGCAGUCCCCAGGCACACACACUUCAGAGAUGCUGUACAUUUUUUUAUAUUUUGCUAAAUUAAAUGUUACUGGCACUGA